Messenger RNA from Oncorhynchus tshawytscha (Chinook salmon), 3105 nucleotides. RefSeq names its product acyl-CoA-binding domain-containing protein 5. The record is from RefSeq and is a predicted model, not a curated record. Gene Ontology annotation, biological process: autophagy of peroxisome; fatty acid metabolic process. The coding region runs from base 271 to 1920 and encodes 549 amino acids. The transcript is spliced from 14 exons. Lineage: Eukaryota; Metazoa; Chordata; Actinopteri; Salmoniformes; Salmonidae. Gene Ontology annotation, cellular component: peroxisome. Gene Ontology annotation, molecular function: fatty-acyl-CoA binding.
AAGAGGAUUGUGGGCCUUGUAGGAAUCCUAAAGGAAACCCAUUGGUUCAUUGUGUAAUUCGUGGUCAAAAGACACUACAACUCCCAUGGCAACUUUGUGAAUCAUAUGUUUCGUGGUGUUCGGUUGGACCGAAUUUGAGAGAUCGCUAUCGGAACAGUCAGCCUGGUUGCAGCCAGUAGGCUAUAGGUAGACAGCAGUGGGUUUAAUCCAUCCAGAGUCAUGUAUAGGAAGUGACGAUUCUCCGCCUGUCAUCCUGGUUGUGACAAAGCAAUGGAACAAGACGAGCUCGAGACCCGGUUUGAUGCCGCAGUGCGAGUGAUACGGAGUUUACCCGAAGAUGGUCCAUAUCAGCCAGCGGAUGGCAUGAUGCUCAUGUUUUAUAGUUACUACAAGCAGGCUGCGCUGGGGCCAUGUAAUAUUCCAAGACCCACAGGAUACUGGGACACUGCAGGCAAAGCCAAGUGGGACGCAUGGAACUCACUGGGGAACAUGUCGAAGGAGGAAGCCAUGCAAGCGUACGUCAAUGACAUUCAGCUGAUUCUGGAGACUCUUCCAGUCACAGAGGAGGUGUCUGAUCUGCUGGAGGCUCUCGGGGGGUAUUUCUUCGAAGAAGUGGAGGGAGGAGUGGAGGAAGAGAAGGAAGAGGACAAGAGGGCCUACAGCAGGCCUUUCGCAGCAGCUGCAGUGGAAAUGCAGAUGCAAACUGGGUAUAUCCACAAACCAAAGAUGGAAGGCUUUGGGAGUCUGGAAAUCUGGAAGGAUAUUCAAACCAAAGUCCCAGAAAGCAAAAUAAAUGGCAUGACUAUGACUGACAAGGAGGAAAGCAAAAGCACUGAUAAGGAGGAAGAGGAGGAGAAGGAGGAGGAGAAAGUGGACAGUGAUGAGGAGGAGGAAGAGGAGAAGGAGGAGGAGAAAGUGGACAGUGAUGAGGAGGAGAAGGAGGAGGAGAAAGUGGACAGUGAUGAGGAGGAAGAGGAGAAAGUGGACAGUGAUGAGGAGGAGGAGAAGGAGGAGGAGAAAGUGGACAGUGAUGAGGAGGAAGAUGCAGAUGAUGAAGCGGAGGAGGAGAGAGAGAGGAAGUCCCCAGGCCCUGACAUGAAUCUGCUCAGGGUGAAGGACCGCAGGUGGAGGUCAGAGGUCAGCUCGUCCAACGGCAGUGUGGAGCCCAGCGUCUCCUCCAUGACCAAUGGGACACAGAGCUCCCUCAACAGUGAGGUGGAGGAAGAGGAACUGGCCUACUCCAAAGAUCCCCUACUGGAGAACCGCUACAGGCAUCUGAACAGACACCUCAGUGAGCGUCUUCGAGUCAACGACUCGGACAAUGAGGAAUUCUGUGAUUCAAUGGAACAUUUAGCCAUGGAGGAGGAAUCGGGAAUACCCAGGGUACACUCCUCCGGGACAAGGGCAAGUCAAGCUAAGAGGAGGAGUCUUCAGGGAGAGACCGUGGAUGAGGACCUGAGUCUCCAGGAAGACUCCCCUCACAGGGAGGGGCUUCAUACAGAACGACGUGACAGUUGCUGGUCAAUGAGUGGAAUAGGUUCCAGGUCAUCGGGGCUAGGUUGCGGGUCACAGAUUUUUACCAGUGAAAAUGCUGCAGAGGGCUGGGUUAUGCAGAUCAGGACUGAGGCUGUUGCCAGUGCUAACCUUAACGAGCACAUCGCCAUGGCGCUGACCAGGCUGCAGGAGGACAUGGCUAACGUGCUUCAGAGGCUUAACACUCUGGAGGCCCUGACCACAUUACAGACUAGAUCACUUUCUCAGGCUAGACAAGAUGACUCCUUAUCCCUGGCAAGAAAGAGUCCUUCGUGGUGGCCUUUGCACCUGUCUCCUACCACUGUGGUGUUUGCUACAGUCUGGCCUUUGAUUUCUCAUUGGCUGGUUCAUAUUUACCUGCAACGAAAGAGGAAAAAGAUAAGCUGAGGAUCGAGUGUUGUUAUUCAAGCAAGCCAAACUCGAGGGAGAAUUGCCUCUACUUUUGUAUAGAAAUUGUACUUUUCAUUUAAAUUCUCUAAAUGGCACUGUUUGGCACUGGACACCAGCUGUAAUUGUACAGAGAGGUGAUUUGUAAUACAAGGUUUGCUUACCACUUGAAAAAUGUGUAAUAUUAUUUUGACACCCCACUAAUGCCAUACAAUAUUGUAACUUCAUGGAUCGGUUUCCCGGAUUCCUAUUGGACUAAAAACCACUUUCAAUGGGGAUUCUCCAUUGAAGUCCAAGAGCUGGGCUCUUAUAGCUUAAUAUUUUCUUACCACAAUGACAUAGUGAACCACAGACUUGCUUGACCAUUUGCUCUAAUUUAAAACAGGGUGCAGCGGCACAAUAUAUAUUACCCCUUUGUCACCUAGAAUUAUAUUAUGGUUUCCGUUUCUCAAAAAUAGGCAAUACAUGAAAGUUUGUCAAAUGUAUACCCAUAAAAGUAGUGUACACUGGCCUCCAAACAAAAUGUCACAAGUUUUACAUGGCACUGCCUGAGGGGGAUCAAGACACAAUAGAUCUAUUGAUGUGGCGUUGAGGUCUAUGGACAGAACUAGAUUUUAUACAGUAUUUAUUAACCAUAUUAUAGUAUAUACUUAAGCGUACUCCUACUUGACAUUGAUGUUGAUGAAUAACCUUCCAACUAACACUAAUGGAUUAUAUAUUAAUAUUGUAUUCCCAAUAUAGCUAAAUAUUUCAGAAUAUUUAUCAAAGAAAUCCCAGAAGAACAUACAACAUUCAUUAAUACAGAGGGAUGAGGAAGGUUUCUGUGUGGAUCAAAGGCUGAAAAUUAUUGUACAAUAUCUGCUGUCUAUUAUCAUUUGCAAUGAGCCCAAAUCAUUCACUUUCAGAAAGAAAUCCUGUAGGAAUGGUUCAUUUUCCUAAUCUUAUGUAGAGAUUGUAGGUUUAUUUUCAUAAUGUUAUGUAGAGAUUGUAGGUUUAUUUUCUUAAUGUGAACACAUUGUGUAAUUUAUGAGAAAUGAAUGACAGAAAACAACACUAUAGUGCAAAAAUAUUGUAUUUGUAGUAUUUAAUUCAAUUACAAAGAAUGUAUCUAAGUAGCCAAUUGAUGAUUAUACAAUUAUAACCAGAGAUGCACCUGCAAAUUGCAAUAAAGCCUUGUUCACAAUG